AGAAGAGCAACUCAGGGUGCUUCUAAAAACGUUUGGAUAAGCGUUAGUAUCUGAAGUGAAAUUGGUCAAGCCGUGAGAUCUUGUGGACCAGAACCUCAUCAGUGAUUAUACUAAAUCAUGUAAAAAAAUGGCGGAGCUACAAAUGCUUUUGGAAGAAAUAAUUCCUCCAGCAGGUCGGAGAGCGUUACUGGAUAGUUUUAUCAAUCUCGAAAGAGUUGCGGAAUACUGCGAAAGCAACUGUGUGCAGUCCCCAGAUAAGCACCGAGCCCUGGAGGAGACUAAGGCCUAUACGUCUCAGUCCCUGGCCAGUGUAGCCUAUCUGAUCAACACUUUGGCUAAUAAUGUCCUCCAAAUGCUUGAUAUCCAGGCUUCGCAGCUCCAACACAUGGAGUCAUCCAUCAACCAUAUCUCCCAGGAGAAGGUGGCAAGGAGAGAGAUCGGAAUCCUGACUACCAAUAAAAACACAUCUCUCACCCACAAAAUGGUUGCUCCAGCUAAUCCGGAGAGGCCGGUGCGGUACAUCCGUAAGCCUAUAGACUACAGCGUGUCGGAUGACAUCGGCCACGGGGUCAAGGUCGGCAGCCAGAAGAUGAAGAUGGGUGGAGGUCUACCUCGAACCAAACCCCCGACCCAGAAACCACCCAGCCCCCCCAUGCCAGGGAAGGGAACCAUCGGGCGCCACUCCCCCUAUCGGACGCUGGAGCCCGUACGCCCUCCCGUAGUCCCUAACGACUAUGUCCCCAGCCCCACGCGCAUCAUGGCCCAGCAGGAGACCACUUCAGUUAACCAGCGGACACGCACCUACAGUAGAGGCAGCGGUGGAGGCAGCGGUGGAGGCAGUCCCCCCGGCAGCGGUGGAGGCGGCAGCGGUGGAGGCAGCAGCGGUGGAGGCAGUCCCCCCGGCGGUGGAGGCAGCGGUGGAGGCGGCGGUGGAGGCAGUCACCCCGGCAGCAGCGGCGGCGAGAACAGUGGGAGUGGCUCCGUAGGACCACCCAUCGCCGUGCCAACAGUCUCUCCACCAGGCAGCUUUCCAGGAACCUCUCCUCCUGCUACCCGGUCCGCACCUGGCCGCGCCCCUAACGCUGAUGACCAAUCGACUGAGGCUGUAGCCGAGGCCUCUCUUCCCGCUCAAUAUCCUCUCUCUGCUGCAGCCAUCUCGGCAGAAGUCUCAGAUGCACCUCCUGCAGAGGAGGAGGAGGAGGAGGAGGAGGAGUCGGCCGUGAUGGAGUACAGCGACCCCUACGCCGAGGAGGACCCUCCCUGGGCUCCACACACCUACCUGGAGAAAGUUGUGGCCAUCUACGACUACGCAGCGGACAAAGAGGACGAGCUGUCGUUCAACGAGGGCUGUAUCAUCUAUGUGAUCAAGAAGAACGAUGAUGGCUGGUACGAGGGCACUACGAAUGGUUCCUCCGGGCUCUUCCCUGGUAACUACGUAGAAUCCAUCAUAGACUGAGGCCACUCUCCCGCCACGCCCCAAUCCCACAGAGACACACUCUGAACCGCAGCCCAGAACAGAACAGGAAGGAGAUAGCUGUGUACUC
This is a messenger RNA of Salmo salar (Atlantic salmon), 1544 nucleotides long. The record is from RefSeq and is a predicted model, not a curated record. NCBI's taxonomy places the organism in Eukaryota, Metazoa, Chordata, Actinopteri, Salmoniformes, Salmonidae.